Messenger RNA from Panicum virgatum (switchgrass), 1083 nucleotides. Its product is annotated as WRKY transcription factor 42-like. The record is from RefSeq and is a predicted model, not a curated record. Lineage: Eukaryota; Viridiplantae; Streptophyta; Magnoliopsida; Poales; Poaceae. Gene Ontology annotation, molecular function: DNA-binding transcription factor activity. The coding region runs from base 1 to 1083 and encodes 360 amino acids. The transcript is spliced from 3 exons.
AUGGAACCGUGGCAGGGGGGCAUCACCGCCGCCAUCGCGAGCGGGAGGACUCCUUGGAGCCCGCGCCGGUCUUCACGUCGUGCGGCCGCCCUCGCUAGAAGCUGGUCUUCAAGGCUCGCCGGCCCUCCAUCCUCAGCAGCGCCGCGGCAGGGGGGCGUCGCCGCUGCCAUCGCGAGCUGGGACGACUUCCUAGAGCCCGCUCCGGUCUUCUCGUCGGGCGGCCGCCCUCGCGAGAACCCGCUCUUCUCAGCCCGACGGCCCUCCAUCCUCAGCGGUGCCGCGGCAAGGGGUAUCUUCGAGGUCCUCCCGCGACGCUCUCCUAGUCGUGCGGCUGCCCCAGAGGCCAGAGCUGCUCCGCGGCGAUGGGUCCGCCGAGGGGAACCCCUGCCCGUGCGCCUGCUACUGCUGCAUGGUGGCACCCCACUGCCCGGUGAGGAAGUAGGUGCAGCGGUGCGCGAGGACACGUCUGUCCUGAUCACCACGUACGAGGGCCAGCACAACCACCAUCUCCCGCCGGCGGCCACGGCCAUGGCGUCCACGACCUCCGCCGUGGCGGCCAUGCUCACCUCGGGCUCCACCUCCUCCUUCCCGGCCUCGCUCGCCCACGGCCAUCACCCCCCGCUCGCGGCCACCGGGCUGCUCGGCCCUACCACCAUGGUCUCCACCGCCGAGUCAUGCCUAGGGGCGGCGCUAGGGGUAUGCCCCUCCACAAAUUCCUGGCUCCGCCACUGGUCAUGCCCCACCAUCACGCUCCACCUCACGACUGCGGCGGCGCCGCACUCCAUCAUGCACCCCUCGUCCUACGCUGCCGCCGCCGGUUACGAGUCUAAGGCGGUCCCGGUAGCUUGGAGCAGCGGGUACCUGGCAUACGGCGCUGCACCUCUGUCCUACUACGGCAAGAGCCCGCCGGCGCUGGGGCACCUAUUCGGCGGCGGCAUGGGCGGGUCGUCGAGGCUGGAGCAGCUGUACGCCGCACAGAUGUACCUGCAGAGGACGAGCAGCCUCGAGGGCGGCCAUGGCUCGGCGGCGCCGGCCGUCACGGACACUCUCGCGAAGAGUAUAUUCUUUGAUGAAGAAUCUUAA